This is a messenger RNA of Rhizophagus irregularis DAOM 181602=DAOM 197198, 1460 nucleotides long. RefSeq lists its product as uncharacterized. Gene Ontology annotation, molecular function: ATP binding; protein kinase activity. Gene Ontology annotation, biological process: protein phosphorylation. The record is from RefSeq and is a predicted model, not a curated record. NCBI's taxonomy places the organism in Eukaryota, Fungi, Glomeromycota, Glomeromycetes, Glomerales, Glomeraceae.
AUCGAAACUGUCUCUUGUUCUAUAAAAAACGAAUUUAUUCCCUGACAUAACUUUUAAAGUUAUAUAUAAUAUUGUGAAUAUAUUUUUAUAAUUAUUCGGUAAAGUCAAAACAUUAAACAAUGGCGUCAGUUCCAGCUAUUCCAGCUAGCAAACGUACUGCACGCAACAAUCUCCCAGGUCGUCUCAACAUCCCUACCAAUUCCCUUACCCCCAGUUCUUCAGCUCCGUCUUCUCUUUCUCCACUUAUUGUCCCUAUAUCAAAUUCAAAUGGAUCUAGCACGACUCAUCAACAACAGACUAAUGAACUUAUCUCUGUGAUGGGAAGGAUAACUCCACAACCACUAGAAGACGACAGUAAAGAUUUUUUUCAUGACGAAUCUGUUAAAGUUACUGCUCCAGAUGGUGAAGAAAUAAACCCUGCUAAUUUUAGAGAAUUGUCUAGGUUGGGUGAAGGUGCUGGUGGGACAGUUUCCAAAGUAGAAAAUAUAUCAACCGGCCACAUAAUGGCAAAAAAGAAAAUCAAUGUUGUCCUAGACCCAAAAAUAUAUAAGCAAAUUCUUCGUGAACUUCAAUUUCUUCGUACAUGUCAUUCACCAAAUAUUGUGUCAUAUUAUGGUGCUAUUUUGGAAGAUAGUGAUUCAUCAAUUGCAAUUUUCAUGGAAUAUUGUGAGGGUGGUAGUUUAGAUGCCAUUUAUAAAAAUGUGAGCAAAAGACAAGGAAGAAUCGGUGAAAAAGUCCUUGGCAAAAUUGCCGAAUCAGUUCUUAAAGGAUUGGUAUACCUCUAUAGUCAACAAAUCAUUCAUAGAGAUAUAAAACCGUCAAAUAUCUUGGUAACUAAAAAAGGAGAGAUAAAAAUUUGCGAUUUUGGAGUAUCGGGUGAAUUAGUUUCUUCAGUAGCAGAUACAUUUCUAGGAACUAGUUAUUAUAUGGCCCCAGAACGAAUUCUAGGUUUACCAUAUAAGGUAUCUGCUGAUGUAUGGUCUUUAGGAUUAACGAUAAUGGAAGUUGCACAGAAUCGAUUUCCAUUUCCUUCCUUUUUGUCUCCGAUUGAAUUAGUUACAUAUAUUGCAAACUUACCCGCUCCUACACUUUCUGACGAAUAUCAAUGGAGCGAAGAACUUAAAGAUUUCUUAAAGAUUUGUUUGGAAAAAGAUGGAGAAAAACGACCUACACCUAAGCAAAUGCUUGAUCAUCCAUUUAUUCAAUUAUCAUCACAAAGACAAGUAAAAUUGGAGUUAUGGAUUAAACAAGUUUGGGAAUGGAAGGUUUAAAUUAAAAUAUGUAAUUAAUGAGUAAAUUCUUCUUUUUUUUAUAUAUAUAUAAAAUAUUUUUCAUUGUAAUUUACAAGUUGUAUACACACAUAUUAUACAAAAAUCAAAUAACAUUACUUUUAACAAACAUUACUUUUUAACAUUUUACUUACAACUGCUACUUGUAUCAAUUAUAUUUUGGACCAUUUG